UGUUAUUUGAAACCUUCCAUAAGAUUACAUUAUAUAAGAGGAUCUUAUGUUGCAUUAGGUUAUUAUACUAUCCUGAAUUUUUUUAUUUUACACUUUUUAAAAUUUUAUUUUAUUUUACAUUUUACACUUUGAAAAAGUACUUAGUAAAUGAUACUCCUGGAGAAUUAUACAAUUUGCUGCUGUUGGUGAGCAUUUCAAAACUUGUUUUUGCAUUACAGAAUUUGACAUAGAAAAGUCUUUGAGACCAAUGAACUUUCAAAGAAUGGUAUUUAAUAUUAAUAUUUCAAGAAUUCAGCUUUAUGAAUUUGCCUUAUGGGGGACACUUUAUGGCAAUUCAGUUAGAAAGGUAAAAUACAAUGGCCAUGUUUAUUUGGGGGCAUUCUUGCAGACAUGACUUUCUUAGCAUUGUUGGGAAAUACAGAAAGGAAAGUGUCUAAUGAGUCCAGAUUGUAUUUUCAGCUCCAAAAUAUUUGCUGACAUGGCACAAAUGUUUACAUGAAAAUGUAUUGUUCAUGGAGAAUUAAAUUAUUACAUUUGUAAUUCUUGGAGCAGAAUAAAAAUAGCCAGUUUGAUGAUCAAAACCUUGGGGCAAACUUGCUUCUCAGAAUGUGACUUGAGGGAAUGGAGUAGACAGGUGAUUAGAAACCUAGAGUUAUUGCUCUUUAAAAGAAUUUAAAUUCCUAAAUUAUGCCUUAUAUUUUCAUCCUUAGUUGAAACAAAGAAAAGAAUAAAAGAAAAUAUACUUGCCAUUUUACUCUGUUUAACCAGUAGUAGGAUUUUGUAAAAUGUAUGUUCCCAUCUACUAUUGUAGUUUAUUUAUUACAUGACCACGAUAUUUUAAAUCUUGAUCAUAAUCCCUUUUCAACUAUAUAAAAAUAUGUCUAAUGACAAAUAUUUUAGAAAGAUUUCCUGGAAAAAAAAACCCAGAUGUUUACCACCCUAUACAAAUAAAUGAGCUAUGACUUAUACUGAACUUUAAAUACUGUUUAUUUUGCCAGAGAAAGAAAACAUAUUUUAACAGUGUAAAGUUUAGGUCAUUCCCUUUGUCUUGGAAUUUUUUUUUUUUUUUUUUUUUGGUUUGAAGACAGAAUGCAAUCAUAGUUGGUAUGUAACAAAACUUUUAUGCAUAUCCUAGGUAGUGUCCUGUAUCUUUAUUAGGAACACUUUUUUUUUUUUUUUGGCAGCCUGAUUUGGAAGAAGUUUUAUUCAUCCUCACCAGUAAAUAAUGUGAGUGUGAGUGAAAUACACAACUUUGGUUUUUCAAAGUGGAAUACAACUAUGUACAACAUCUGAGAUCAGUGUUAUCAGUAGUGAUCCUGAAUCACCAGGCACCAUGAUGGCUUUGCUACCGUCAAUGUACUCUGUGUACAUUCCAUUCUUUUCUUCCUAACGUUCAGUACAAGGGUAGAUUAAGCACCGAGGAAAUGGCAUUGACUUUUUGACCACCAGGGAAAUGUUCCGUUCAGCGUGCUCCCCUAAAAAAAGCAGCUAGGCACUGGGAACAAACCUAACUGCAUUUUCUCAGUGGAAAGAAAGAAGGACAAAGGCCAGGCUAGCUCAUCCGAGAUUUGCUACUUUUGCUUUUUAAGGUCUUCUCUUUGUUCGCUUUUAAAAUGGGGGCAAAAGAAACCAAAAAACAAAAAACUUUUCGGUACUGGUGUGAGAAAUAUACAAAGGUCACUAAAAAAAGCAAGGAACAUAUUAGUAACAUUGUUGCGGUGAAUUUCACAUUUCCUUUUCUCCUAAAUAACACCCCCUUUCAGUCUUGACUUGGGCUGACGCUCCAGCUUUUCAGCCGGGUAGAAGUUCGGCCACAAGAUGGCACUGACCUGCAAACAAAGGAAAACAGUGGCUCUGACUUUCUAAAGCCCUGUGACAUUGUGUUGCUUUCCUGGGAGUCCAGGACUGUGGGGAUGAGUGCUUACUUUCCUUUGCACCGUGCGUCUGUGUUUAACAACGUGUGGAUAUGUUUAAUUUCUCUUCCUUCCAGAAUUCCUAGGCAACGCACCCCCGAAGUGUAUACCCAGGCUGAGGUGUUUGUGGGGGGAGCAGCAGGCGCUACUCGCGGGGCGCCGUCACGUGAUCCGGGGAUAAGGUGGAGUUCGGCUUUAAGGGGGCGUCUCUUCCUAUCUUCAUCAAUCUUUAGGAUUUGAGCAGGAGAAAUACCAGCGGAUCUUUUCUCCCGGCUCUAUCCCUUCCAUUACCAUUCUUCCCGCUUUAAUAAACGGGCGAAAACGACGAAUCCAACAGAGGGUAGUAACAGCACUAAGAACAGCAAGCAGUGAAAGACCAGCAUUCCAAUUGGAAAGGAUAAGGAAAUUUCCCUUUGGAAGGGGGCCAGUUUUCCAUCUGAUGAUAUUGUUCAGUUCAAGGGAAUGAAGAAUUCAGAAUAAUUUUCAUAAAUGGAUUGCAAUAUGAAGAAUAAGAAUAAGCUGAAUAUUUGAUCUGCUUUGAAGAAACAUAUUUGCCAUUUGUCUAGAAUAAUCUAUAACAACCAAACCAAUCAAAAUGAAUUCAACAUUAAUGUCCCAGGUUGAAAAUCAUUCAAUCCUAUGUAAUUUUUCAGAGAAUUCCCAGUUUUUGGCUUUUGAAAGUGAUGAUUGCCAUCUGCCCUUGGCCAUGAUAUUUACAUUAGCUCUUGCUUAUGGAGCUGUAAUAAUUCUUGGAGUCUCUGGAAACCUUGCGUUGAUCAUAAUCAUCUUGAAACAAAAGGAGAUGAGAAAUGUUACCAAUAUCCUGAUAGUGAACCUUUCCUUCUCAGACUUGCUUGUUGCCAUCAUGUGUCUCCCCUUCACAUUUGUCUACACAUUAAUGGACCACUGGGUUUUUGGUGAGGCAAUGUGCAAAUUGAAUCCUUUUGUGCAAUGUGUUUCAAUCACUGUGUCCAUUUUCUCUCUGGUUCUCAUCGCUGUGGAGCGACAUCAGCUGAUAAUCAACCCACGAGGGUGGAGACCAAAUAACAGACAUGCUUACGUAGGUAUUGCCGUCAUUUGGGUCCUUGCUGUGGUUUCUUCUCUACCUUUUCUCAUCUAUCAAGUACUGACCGAUGAACCGUUCCAGAACGUGACACUUGACGCGUUCAAGGACAAGUAUGUGUGCUUUGAUAAAUUUCCAUCGGACUCUCAUAGGUUGUCUUACACAACUCUCCUCUUGAUGCUGCAGUAUUUUGGCCCACUCUGUUUUAUAUUUAUUUGCUACUUCAAGAUAUAUAUACGCUUAAAAAGGAGAAACAAUAUGAUGGACAAGAUGAGAGACAAUAAGUACAGGUCCAGUGAAACCAAAAGAAUCAACAUCAUGCUGUUGUCCAUUGUGGUAGCAUUUGCCGUCUGCUGGCUGCCUCUUACCAUCUUUAACACUGUGUUUGAUUGGAAUCAUCAGAUCAUUGCUACGUGCAACCAUAAUCUACUAUUCUUGCUCUGCCAUCUCACAGCAAUGAUAUCCACUUGUGUCAACCCCAUAUUUUAUGGAUUUCUGAACAAAAAUUUCCAGAGAGACUUACAGUUCUUCUUUAACUUUUGUGAUUUCCGGUCUCGGGAUGAUGACUAUGAGACAAUAGCCAUGUCUACCAUGCACACAGAUGUUUCUAAGACUUCUUUGAAACAAGCAAGCCCAGUCGCAUUUAAGAAAAUCAACAAUGAUGAUAAUGAAAAAAUCUGAAACUGCUCUAGCAUAUUGCCCCAGAUGACACCUGUCUAAAAACAAGCACAACCCACAACAAUACUUUUAUUCCCCCAAGGAGUGAGGUUGUAAUCAUUUAAGAAAGACCAAGAUUUGUUUGUCUUGCUUUUUACCGCUUUAAUUGUAACUGUCAUAAUUAAAUUCGGACAAAAUGUAUGGACUUUGGAAUUUUCUGACAUUAGUUUGACCAGACAUCCUUGAAGUGCUUUUUGUAAAUGUAUGCAUAUAAUACAAAGACUUUUAUAUUUGACUUGUUGGAAUAAAAUUGCUUUAAAGGACUACUACUCACUGACUUUAGAAGCACGGUAUCUGAUACGCAUUAGAUUGGGCUAUCCCUAUUUGAUUAGGUUACACGGUCAAUAGAUUGGGCAAUCCUGAUGUAAUGAUAGACAUUUCAGUCUGUUACAGAGGUGACAGCAAAAGCAGCAUUCGAGAUGUGGAGCUGAGUCUCUGUCUUACAUACCUACAGUCUGAAGUCAUUGAAGAGUGAUUUGCAUUUUUUUAAAUUUAAGACAGGAUUUAAUUUGCUCCUGAUUUAUCACUUAAGAUAAAAAUGCAUAAAAAUACUUCUCAGCUGUGAAUAUCAUGGGGAAUUGGGCCACCCACAAGAAUUAAGUGGGAAAGCAGUUCUCUAACUUCAAAACUAUUUUGGUACCUGACAACCAAAGGGUUUCAGAGCAAUUAAUUUAACAAGCAAACUAGUAGUGCAGCAAAUAGUUGAAUUAUAUUCAUCUGAAUUGUUGGUCAAGAGGCUUUCCAUUCUUCACAAACUGUUCAGUGUUUGUCCAGUUUUCUAGCCUAAAUACAUAUGUGGCUUAAAGGUAUUUCCAGCUUUCGAUAUGUAAAAACACAAGAGUGUAUUUUCCAUACAUCAGUGCCUAUAUAGUAACUCAUUUUUAACUUUUUCAAUGUCCGUUUUUCAAAGGAGGACACCAAAGUGUAAUGUUAAAAGAAUGUUCACCCUGGCUGGCAGGGAUAAAUACCUGAAAACUGAGAACACUUCAUAUAGCCCAUUUUAACUUGUAUAAACUGUGUGCCUUGUGUAGUUUUGUAAAUAAUGUACUGUAUAGAGUACUAAGUGGUUGUGUUAUAUUAAUAUACUUAAUUUCAUGCAUCCUGUAUUCAUGAUUGAGCCUCAGAGUCAUUUGGAGAGAAGAUAUUUUAAAGAACAAGGUACAACUUCAGUGUAUUAUAAACAUAUUAAAUGUGUUUGAUUUUAGAAGGCAGACAUUGUCUUUAUUAAAAUUGUUUUUGCUUUUUU
This is a messenger RNA of Prionailurus viverrinus (fishing cat), 4939 nucleotides long. RefSeq names its product neuropeptide Y receptor Y1 (gene NPY1R). Gene Ontology annotation, molecular function: neuropeptide Y receptor activity; neuropeptide binding. The transcript has 4 exons. Gene Ontology annotation, cellular component: neuron projection; plasma membrane. The record is from RefSeq and is a predicted model, not a curated record. Bases 2509 to 3657 code for a protein of 382 amino acids. Gene Ontology annotation, biological process: G protein-coupled receptor signaling pathway. NCBI's taxonomy places the organism in Eukaryota, Metazoa, Chordata, Mammalia, Carnivora, Felidae.